This is a messenger RNA of Histoplasma capsulatum G186AR, 2007 nucleotides long. RefSeq lists its product as uncharacterized. The coding region runs from base 265 to 1530 and encodes 421 amino acids. The record is from RefSeq and is a predicted model, not a curated record. Lineage: Eukaryota; Fungi; Ascomycota; Eurotiomycetes; Onygenales; Ajellomycetaceae. The transcript has 2 exons.
GGACCAACAAUAUACGACGUCCCCGAUACUUGGGCGUGGGGGGAUUCCCGGCAUAGAUUCACAGAAGAGAGCUUAGAGACUACCUAUCCUCUUUCGUUUGGUGUCAGCCAGGUACUAGUAGGUAUCAGGCAGGUGGAUUCUUUGCCUCGAGAUUAUCAUACUGCGAGGCGCCCCUUGUCUCGAUAUUCAGUUCCCUCGCGAUUACCGCUGGGUUGCUUGGGUUGCGGAUUGCGAGCGUUGAGGCGCACUAUUCACCUCGACCAGAUGGCUUCGACUGAAGUAUCCUCGCGGCCACAUGAUCGACAUGGCCGUCGCCGCCCCUUCGCAAAUUGGAUGAAGCGCCUCGCCAGCCUCAAGAACUCGUCUGGAUCUUCUUAUCCUAGCUCAUCGAACAAAUAUCAUGGUUCCCCCAGUGCGCUGAAGGGCAAAAAGGGCAACAAUCUCAAAAACAACCCAUAUCCACUGUCAGGGAAUGUUAACAAUAUGGAUAAUGGUCACCUAUCUUUCUCUGAACCUACCAGCGACCGACCCAACCAUCUUUCCCGUUCAGAACCUUCGUUUUCCGAACCUUGUAUGGAGCAACGUGCUUCGACUCUGGGCACGAAAUCUGCUGCUCCUACUCUCUCCACAAAUGCGGACACUACUAUGUCAGAUGCUGCCAAUUCUAAGGCUGGUACAAUGGCAACUACGGGCUGGGCAGUGGGGUCACAAGGCGGAGGCGAAGGGAGUACAUUUUCCUCGCCCGCACCCUCCGUUCGAUCACUUACCACAACGCUUACGACCGUCCAAUCCGCCGCCCCAUCAAACCAAGUCCAUGGAGCGAUUUUUGGACACAACGCUUCUUACAGUGCCAACCAGCAAACCAAUCUUCAGUUUAGCCAUCAAUUUCCUAUGUCACCCGUUACAGCAGUGCCUUCUCAUCUUGCUCCCCAUCCAACAACAUACAAUUCUGCAACGGCAAAUAACCUUCUGACGGAUAAUGCAUCUGUUUUGACACUGGCAUCAUCCUCCAAACGCCACCGUCGCAAUUCCCUCGAUACCAACGCUUCUGUUCGUGCUUUGGCUCCAUCUUCGAUAUUCAGUGGCAGCCGUGAGAGUUUACCUUUAAGCGUUCUAAGUGGCAAUAUGGGUAAUAUAGGUGUCCCUGGAGGAGAGCCAUCCAAUUCACCAAUCCCCAACGCGCCGGGAGCGUUGAACCGUCCUGGUCUAUCCGGUACUGAACGGGGUAGUGUAUAUUCAUAUUCCGGACCUACCUCGGGAGAGCGGACUAGCUAUCAACCUGGAAGGUCACAGCUGGGUGAUACAGGCAGCGUUACAAGCGGCCAUAAUUCACACCACCAGAGGAAUGGUAGCGCAGCUGGAAGUGUUGGAGGCAAUACAAUGAGCUACAUUUCUAUGUCCACUGCGACAGGGCGAGCAAAUCGACGAAGUUCUGGAUGGGGAGAGGUCCCCAGCGCCAACGAUAGCGAGAAUGAAGGAGAUGAGCCUAACGGAGAGACAUCCGCGAACGGCAAAGCGAAGGCCAAUUAGUAGAACGUUUGCGUUUUCUGUCCUGCAAUUCAUUAACGACCUUUCCCUCACCGAAGCUAACUUAUGUCCUAACGAACGUGUUUGUUAUACCCAUACUCCUGUGGUUCUCCCACUCCCCCAUCCCUAUUUCUGUGCACCGCUAUUUACCCUCCGAAUUAUGCCGCUUCAACCCGGUUAUCCCUUUCACUCUAUUGUUUGAUACUUACCCCGCCUACCAUUUUUUGUUCUUUGCGUCUGGUUCGUUUUUUGUACAGUAUGUUUGUUUACCUUGCAUCUUCGUCGUUGUUAACUCGUUCCCUUUUUCUUACGUAAACUUUAUGUUACGCUCUUUGAUUUUGUGUUCUUGAUGCUAUACCCCGAUUCCUUGCCCUGCUUGUUUCUUGGUCGUCGUUUUAUUUCCCUGGAGAAGCACCUACUUUCUUUCGUCUUUCAAUUCUACACUGUGUACGUAUCGACCGAACUUGCCCUUUUCUGUAC